Messenger RNA from Aspergillus campestris IBT 28561, 614 nucleotides. RefSeq lists its product as uncharacterized. The coding region runs from base 156 to 614 and encodes 152 amino acids. Lineage: Eukaryota; Fungi; Ascomycota; Eurotiomycetes; Eurotiales; Aspergillaceae. The transcript has a single exon. The record is from RefSeq and is a predicted model, not a curated record.
CCCAAGCCUCUCUACGAAAACAGCCUUAUCCGAGACGGAAAAGUCGACGCAACCCUCUCAUCCAACACCUCCAACACAACAAAUGAGACUCCCAAUGGGUAACCACCUACGGCCACCACCAGCGAUCCCACUACCACCCAGCCACCCACGAAGUAAUGGUCGUGCCGUCCGGCCCGGGCAGAAUCCGCUGGGGCACCACCGACCUAGACGACAGCCCCGACGAGCACACCUACGGGUCUGACUCUGAGGAUGGCGCUCUCUUCACGGACGUCGAGGCCGGAGAUCUGCUCAUCAUUCCGGCGGGUGUGGCGCAUAUGUCGUACAAUCGGGACUCGCCGAGUCCCGAGGCGCAGUACUUGACGGGAGGGGACGCGUAUGGUAUUGAGGGGGAGGAUGCCGCGGCGUUUGUGGGGAAGCUGAAGGUGUCGGGGUUUACUAUGAUGGGGGCGUAUCCGAGGGGGAAGACUUGGGGGUGGUCGGAGGGGGGAGCCGACGCUGCUGGGUUUGAGGCUGUGUGGAGGGUGAAGAAUGCGGAUUUGGAUCCAGUUUUGGGGGCGCAGCGUGGGAUUCAUACUAAUCGGAAUAUUCGCAGUUCGGCGCUGCGAGGACGGUAG